AACCCUCUCGUCCUCAAACCUCAAAAACUCUCUAAAGAGAAAAAAAAAAUACUCUCUUUUUAUAUAUAUUCUCUCUUUGUCUCGCUUUACAACUCCAUCCAUGGCCGAUCAUAAUCAAAUCACAACAAUAAUGGAGUCGAAAACCCCACACCCACUUCAGCAAAUAGCCAACACACCAACCCACAAGCUUCUCCUCAAGCAAUGGCUCAAAGAAGAAGAGCUAAUCCUCGGCCGAAUCGCCCUCAAAGAGACCCAAAUCGACUCUGUUCGCAAAGAGAUCACAAUGCUCUACGUCUUCUUCUUCCUCUUCCACUCCAUCUCUCUAAUCCUACUCUUCGACGCCUCGUCUCGCGACCCCGCCGGGGCCCUGGCCUGCCGGAGAUCGUGGAUCCCUUCGCUCUGCUCUCUCCUCUUCUCUCUGGGCCUCAUCUGGGCCGUUCGGUACAAGAGCGAUACAGAGGUUCACUUGGAGAAACUGCUCGAGAGAGAGAAGGAGGAUUGUAAGCUUUUGGCUAAGUGCGUUGAGGAGUUGAAGAAGAAGGGUGUUGAGUUUGAUCUGUUGAAAGAGGUCGAUGCGCUUAGAAGGGCCAAGAGUCUAAGAGUCGAAGCUAAAGCUGUCAGGAAAUGGUCUGCUAGGGACUUUGUUACUCUGUUUUUCUUCAGUGUUUCUUGCUUUGUUUUAGCUAUCACAAGGGCUAUAUUGUGUAAUUAGAUUUUAUAUUUUAAGUGGAUUUAUGGAAAAUAUAAAAUAUUUUCUUGGGGUUCGAUUGGUUUCGUCUCUAUAUAGAUUUGGAUUCAUUGGUUUUGUUUUGCAGAAUGCUCUGUUCUGCUUUUGUAGACAUGAAGGAAAAGAAUUUUUUUGGGCUGAUUUCUUGUAUUGGUACUGAAAUCUUAUUGAAGUGAUUCAGUGGCUUUAA
Messenger RNA from Humulus lupulus (European hop), 917 nucleotides. RefSeq lists its product as uncharacterized. Lineage: Eukaryota; Viridiplantae; Streptophyta; Magnoliopsida; Rosales; Cannabaceae. The transcript has a single exon. The coding region runs from base 101 to 712 and encodes 203 amino acids. The record is from RefSeq and is a predicted model, not a curated record.